This is a messenger RNA of Exophiala mesophila, 1287 nucleotides long. RefSeq lists its product as uncharacterized. Bases 1 to 1287 code for a protein of 428 amino acids. The record is from RefSeq and is a predicted model, not a curated record. Gene Ontology annotation, biological process: regulation of transcription by RNA polymerase II. NCBI's taxonomy places the organism in Eukaryota, Fungi, Ascomycota, Eurotiomycetes, Chaetothyriales, Herpotrichiellaceae. Gene Ontology annotation, molecular function: RNA polymerase II cis-regulatory region sequence-specific DNA binding; DNA-binding transcription factor activity, RNA polymerase II-specific. Gene Ontology annotation, cellular component: chromatin. The transcript has 2 exons.
AUGACCAACUUCGUUCUACCAACACAUCAAGCACUGGCGAGGUAUGUCGAAGGCUACUUUGUCAGCUGGUAUGAGAAUCCCCCAUUUCUUCAUCCACCAACAUUAUCACUGGCCAAUGCGUCCCCGUGCCUAGUCCUCGGUAUUGCAGCCAUAGGUGCUCGUCACCGAUAUCAGCAACAAAAAGUUUCCUCGCUCUACCAGGCCGCCAAAACCAUUGUUCUCCACAACAUUUGUCAAUGGCAAGAUAACGUAUCCAGCCCAGAGGCCAUCACGUCCGAAUAUAUCACUCGUGAUGGCUCCUCCGACUCAGCUCCGGACUUGAUGUCAGCGGAAGCGCAAUGCAGUUACAGUCUAACUCCGAGAGAACUUCUGGAGACCACGCAAGCGCCGCCCAUGCUGGUCGUACUCUCCAGCUGGAAUGAUCGAGCUCUGAUCAGGGAUGCACUGUCACUGGGUUCCGACCUGGCCAUGUUGUUCCGACAGAACGUACUUCGAAUGACGCACAUCGACUCACAUGAUGUAUUAUGGUCGGAGUGGGUGCAUUUUGAAGGUGCUCGUAGGAUCAAAUGGGCAAAUUACUGCUUUCUCAAUCUCCUUUCAACUGUAUACAAUGUUGCACCAAUGAUAAUGAACAAAUUCCACGAGAAGAUUCAGAUUGCUCUUCGACUCUGGCACGAUAAACUCGGUGAUAUCAAGCAAGGGGAGAACACCAAUAAUAGUUCAGAUGGGCGGAUACGAUUUAAUUCCAUGGCAAUGUUUCUCAUUGCUCAUGUUCGCCAUCAUACAGAUAUCGGCUCGAGAUGUCUACUUGAGCAAAGAAAUUUUGCAAAAGUUGCCCGAGACUUCGCGAAUGCACCACUACUACCGCGCACACCUCAGCUUUGCCAAGCAGUAAUGUACACCGCAAAAUCUCUUGGAAACGUGGUACGAACCGGAGUCGAGUUUGUGGCAAAGACUAGAAGCCUCACCUGGAGCAUAGUGCAGUGUCUCUCGAAUCUUGAAUGCGCCCUUUUACUAAGUAAACGGCUACAGACUCUUGCCAUAGCCCAUAAGGAAGGCCAGAUUAUUGAAACUCACGAGCGUAACAUCGUGUCGAUGGUGGUCAAGAGUAUCAUCAAUGAUAUCGAUGGCGAGGAGGUCACUGUACAAGGAGAUGACGACUCGCGGAGCUUGGACAAACUGAGCUCACUGGUUAUCCGGCUAUGGGCAGUAACCUUUGAAGGCAGCCCUGUGCAUGAAAUUACCGGCUUUAUUGGAGAAAGCCUGAAAUUCUACUCGCGACGCUAG